AUGCCACGCGGUACCCUCGGGGCCAGAUUUAAUUGUAUUUGUGCCAGGAACUUUUCGUUCAUUCCAUUUGGAGAAGAAGCCGAGGUAGAGGAGGAAGUGGUUGCUGCAGUUUCAGAGCAGGUUAUCCGCAAGCUAACUGAAAUUGCCGACGAUAUGGAGGAACGCUAUGGUAAUCUUAUUAAUGACCAAGCGAAUUCAUGGCUCUCAUCUGGCGAUUUUGAUACUUUUGUUGAUAUUGCCAAAGGACCUAUCACUUGGUCUCGAAUAGUUGUUCUUUUCAUGUUUGCAACAAAAAUUAUUGCGAAUGCUAUUGCUAAGCAUAUAGGUGAUCUCGCCCAAAUGAUCGUGUCUCAUGUCGUGAAAUUUCUUUUUAUUCACGGCAUACUAGGUUGGGUUAGAAAACGAGGUGGCUGGCUUGCUGUUCUAUAUGAAUACCAUCCUGCUACAAGUGCUACGGGUUGCAUCGCUUUUUUCAGUCUUUUGGCUUGCGUUACUCUUGCUACUAUGAUGGUAAAAAAAGGCUAA
Molecule: messenger RNA, 525 nt
Organism: Protopolystoma xenopodis
Lineage: Eukaryota; Metazoa; Platyhelminthes; Monogenea; Polystomatidea; Polystomatidae
Source: the annotation of a GenBank genome assembly